This is a messenger RNA of Entrophospora candida, 414 nucleotides long. The record is from the annotation of a GenBank genome assembly. NCBI's taxonomy places the organism in Eukaryota, Fungi, Glomeromycota, Glomeromycetes, Entrophosporales, Entrophosporaceae.
AUGACUUUAUUAACAGUGUUCCGUCAAAGGUUAUUAUUGAAUAACCUUAAAAAAACAUUUGUUCAUCAAUCUACUGCAGAUGAAAUAUUUUGCAGUUCAAAAAUUCAAUCAAUAAAUGCUAUAAAAGAUUUAGCUCAAAGUACAUUUUAUGCUUUACAUCGACCUUUAUUAACAAUUGGUAGUGAAAUGUUGAAUAAUCAAUCAUUGGAAAAACAACAACAAAAAAUAUACGAGGAGGAAGAAGAAGAAGAAUCUCAACAAAUGGCAAACAAAUUUCUAAAUGAUAUUGAAUCAAGAAUUAGAAAACAACAAUUUUCUGAUGAUUUUGAAAAUAUUGUCGAGAAUAACAAAAAGAUUAAAGAUGAACAAGCACAAACACAGAAAAUUAAAAAAGAAACUAAGAGCAAGAAAUAA